AUGGUGAGACACAGUGGUAUUAUUAUCUUGUGCCUUUUAUCUUCAACAUGGUGUGUUAUUGCUUAUAUACCAAAUGAUGAUAUUUCAAUAAUUCAUGAACGUGUAAUGGAAUUAAUGGUAUGGCCAGUGAAAGAAAAUAUUUCCAUUGUAGUAGGCAAUGCAGCAGUAUUUACUAAAACAUUAAAUAGUUCUUGUUAUUGGCCAGAUGUUAAUUAUUAUGACAAAGGUCUUGAUACGUGGUUUACAGCAGAACAUGUCUAUAGAGUAACAACGAUGUUACAAGCAUUAACUGUGAAUGGUUCAUCGCUAAAAAAUGAUCCCGAAAUACGCGCAUCUGCUCAUUGUGCUCUCAAUGUUUGGUUGGUAAAGGAUUGGCAAAAUCCUAAUUGGUAUUUUAAUGAAAUACGUAUUCCUCUUCAUUUGACUAGCCAGUUACUAAUGCUAGGUGAUAAUGCCACAAGUUUUGAAAUUGAAAAGAUAGAAGAGAUUUCUUAUCGUGCUGCUUGGUGGUUAAGUAGAGGAACAGAUGUUGGAGCCAAUCUUUUAUGGAUGAUUCAAAUUGAGAUUUAUCGUUCAUUAGCAACCAAUAAUAUUACAGGCAUUGUACAAGGUUUUACACGAAUGUGGCAAGAUAUUACUUUCCAAUCAGCAAGUAGUAUAGGAGUACAAUAUGACUGGUCUUAUCAUUUUCAUGGACGACAAUUAUUAUCUGGGAGUUAUGGUAUGAUUUGGGCUGAACUUAUUUUUUCAUUCGUUGUAUGUACACAAGGUACACAAUUUGUAGUAAGCGAUCAACAAUUAUCUCUGUUUGUUGAUUUCAUCACUAAAGGUGAUGCAUGGAUGAUCCGAGGCUGUAACUGGGAUUUCAAUGUCAUUGGUAGAGCAAUUGCAAGACCCGAAAGAGAACAACGUGUUAGUUUUUAUACACCAUCAAUUAGAAAAGUAGCAGAGUUAGUUGAAGAUUAUGAUACAAAAAUACAAUUACUCAGUUUUGCUGAUCGUCUCGAUGAUCAAUCUAAUGCUUCUUUAUUAAUUGGUAAUAAAAAUUUUUUUCUUUCGGACUAUCAAAUGCAUCAUCGUGAAAAUUGGGCCGCUGGUAUUCAUAUGCAAUCAUCUCGAACACAACCUACUGAAUGUAUUAAUGGUGAAAAUCAAAAAGCAGAACAUACAGGGCAAGGUGUACUCAAUUUAUAUGUAGGAAAUACUUAUGAUUAUGAUAAUGUUUAUCCACUUUGGGAUUGGCAAGCUAUCAACGGUAUCACAGUUGAACAUGAUAUACCUCUUGAACGUUGUAAUGGUGCAACUUUUCCUUGGAUAUUAUUACCAUUUGUUGGUGGCGUUAGUGAUAGUCAAUAUGGUCUAGCUAUGAUGGAUACAGCAUCACAUAAUCUUACUGCUCAAAGAUCAUGGCAUUUCUACGAUGAUGCUAUCAUUGCAUUAGCUACUAAUCUAACAUUAAGAACACCAACAACAGCAUGGACUACAUUGGCAAGUCGAUUACUACCAACUGGACAAGUUACCAUUGGUUUCUUUAAUUCAACUAUCAUCACUCUCUCAGAUGGAAACUAUUCUUUUCCUUAUGCUCAAGGAAACGCAUCUAAUGUUCAAUGGCUACAUCUCGGUGGAUCAGAUAUUGCUUAUUUACUACAAUCACAACAACAAUAUUCUUCAUUGGGUAUCGAACUUAAAAAUAAAACAGCCAAUUAUCUUGAUAUUGGUGCUUAUAAUGCUACAAUAUCAGGACGUGUCCUGACGAUAUGGAUCAAUCAUGGUGUGGGACCUUAUAUUCUUGAUUAUAAUUAUAUUAUGUUACCAAAUGUUUCUCUCGAAACAGUACCAUCAGUAAUUAAACAAUAUAGUGAAGAACAAGUGUUUGAAUGUACAUCAACUAAUGCUAACUUUCAUCAAACCAUGUGGCCAUCAUUAAAACGUGCAUCAUUUGUUUUGUGGAAUAAUGUAACAACAACAUUUUCAUGCAAGAGUCCAUUAUUUCAUGUACAUAUUAAGGUGCAUGAUGCUGGCGCUUAUCUCUUUAGUGAAAGCGAAACAAACUUUACAGUGACAGCAUCUCAUCCAACACGAGUUGGUGGUAAUGUCAAACUGACAAUUGAUCGAGUUGGAUCUGGUCAAGGAUGUAUGCCAUCAUCGGAUGACAAUGCGGGAACAACUGAUGUGUCACUGUCAUUACCUUCGUCCGAUACAUAUUUAGGUGCAUCAGUCAAUGUUACAUGCAACAAAUAA
Molecule: messenger RNA, 2241 nt
Organism: Adineta steineri
Lineage: Eukaryota; Metazoa; Rotifera; Eurotatoria; Adinetida; Adinetidae
Source: the annotation of a GenBank genome assembly